This is a messenger RNA of Mercenaria mercenaria, 2407 nucleotides long. RefSeq names its product kielin/chordin-like protein. The transcript has 4 exons. The record is from RefSeq and is a predicted model, not a curated record. Lineage: Eukaryota; Metazoa; Mollusca; Bivalvia; Venerida; Veneridae. The coding region runs from base 47 to 925 and encodes 292 amino acids.
GUGAUUCAAUAAACACAUUUCUUUAUCCAUUUUUAAAGGCAUAACAAUGAGAGGACUGCGUAUUUUAUUUCUCCUUGAACUUGUUUUCUUACUAGCCUCAGGUGUUGUUGCCGAUGAAGGGAGUGACGGAGAUGAGACAAAUACAAAAGAGGAUGAUGAUACUGGAAGUGAAAAUACUGAUGAGAACGCUUCAGAUGAUACUGCCACAGGAGGCGAAACCGGCGGGAAAAAAUGUUUUAUCAAAGGAACAUUCCGAAGUGUUAAAGUUGGAGAAAUUUUCAGACACCCGAAGAACAAGUGCAUUGCUUGCAGAUGCUGCGAAAACGGAAAAUACACGUGCAGAAUGAGAAGGUGCCCUCCACAACCGUGCGGAAUAAAUAAACAAACUUCUUUCUCAAAAGACGGCUGUUGUAAGGAGUGCUGCGAAGAAUGCACAAACACAACGUGUCCUGCUCUCUCGUGUCCAAAUCAGGCAUAUGCGCACAACUCGUGCUGCAAGACAUGUGGCUGUAAAUAUAAUGGCGUUGUGGUUCCACAAGGUCCAUUUGGGCAUGUUUGUGAACAGUGCGUUUGUCAGGCGAAUGGCGUGGCAACAUGUAACCGAAAGACUUGCCCUCUCUCAAAACUUGAAUGUAUAAACCCCACGUUUGAUGACCCUACAACGUGCAAUUAUAUAUGUCCUGACGGUGAAUUUACAUGUCGUAGGAGUAAUUUAAUCAUUCCUGCCGGUACAGUUAUGGCAAGAAAGAACAAGAUAUGUGCAUGCAAUACAGAUCAUUGGUUCACGAGAGCAUUUUGUAGUGAUGAGCCCGAUCUUUUUCGUUAUCUGCCAAAGAUGUCGGAGUUGCGGCAAGAACGGUGCAUGGCUCAACAUAAUCUGCCUGAAAUCAUACCAAAUCCACUGCCUGACUUACAGGGGCCGUAGACUUUCUAACAGAUACAGCACUAAGGUCUGCAGCCUACAGAAGACCAAUACAAGGCAACUAGCAGUCUAUAAAAUGUAAUAAAAUGCUUAAUAUAAUAAAAGGUUCACAUCUCUAUUAAAAUAAUUCCCCCGUGUUGUUCAUCAAAAAGUCUCAAAUUUUUUCAUAAUGUUUUUCAUAAUGAGACCUGUUCCCAGCGAAUACAUUUAUAAAAAGGCGUAUUCGUAAUUAAAUCUGUGCAGACCAACAACCUCUGCAAAGCUCUAUUUCAUUUCUCCGUCAGAAGUUACUCUACGGACAGUCUUAUCGAUAGUGCGGCAGUAUCUCUGCACAGAUUUGUUUCAUUUCUCCGUCUGAAGUUACUCUGCGUCUGCGGACAGUCCUAUCAAUAGUGUGCCAGUAUCUCUGCACAGAUCUAUUACAUUUUUUCGUCUGAAUUUACUCUGCGGACAGUGUCUGAAGUUACUCUAUGGACAGUCCUAUCAAUAGUGCGCCAAUAUCUCAAGAUAAUGGUGCCUCCCUUUGAGUGCAUUCACGAAUACGUAAAAGCACAUAUUUACGCUGGGUCAAAUAUUCUCGAAUUUGAAAUUUUGAGUACGUUCGCGAUGUUUAGUAUUUGCGAAAUUAUUAAAAUGGUACCCUACUAUAAUUUGAAUUAUACUAAUGGUAAAUAUUUACGCGAGGAUAUAUUUUCGCGAGAUGUAGGGCCUCGCGAAUGUAGCGAAAAUCAAACCCUUGCAAAAAUUUCUGCUUUAUAGUAAUGUAAGUCAAAAUACACCUAUGUUGUUUGCAUUCUUCUGCUACCGAAUUAUGGAAUACACCUGAUAUUGCUGUUCGCGAUUCAAAUUCAUUAAAUAUAUUUAAAUAAAAAAUGAAAGAGACUUUUAAAGCGCCACGAGUACCUAAGCAUUUUUGUUCGGAAACUUACCUUUUAUGGAUCUACAUGCGCACCUAGGACAUUAUUGUCGAAUUCGAUGUUGAUUUAUUACUUUUCAUCAGUUAUUUACUUUGUGUAGAGCCUAUACGUUCUACUGCCUUCGCAAAAGUAUAUGUGGGCAGAAACCAAUCAAUUGAUCAUGGGGUGGGAAUGCUUCUUGGCUGGAUUCUUAAGCCUCAUCGAUAGAUAUGUAUAUGUAUUUUUUAAAGUUACCGGGCAAAUCACUUUAUUAUAUACCUAUAUAAAUUCUGUAAAAAGUACAGCUUGUUUUUCACGAGGAAAUACGAACAGGCUGAAAACAAAUCCCGGAUUGUACCUCAAAACUCCGGAUUAUACCCCUCCGUAUUGCAUGUUGCCGGACUAUUUUCAUUAAUAUGCAUAACCUGACCCAGAUCUAUAAAUAGCGCACAAAAAAAAAAACCCACUCAGUUCUAUUUUCAGAUCGAUAACAACGAAUAACCUUGAAGAAAAACUGUUUCAUCCAUUUUAUGUUAUUGUGCUGUUAAACAAUUAUUAUGUGUAAGUUUGCUUUUUCUGUCAUUUUUUU